Emiliania huxleyi CCMP1516 is the source of this 1271-nucleotide messenger RNA. RefSeq lists its product as hypothetical. The annotation marks the transcript as partial. The transcript is spliced from 5 exons. The record is from RefSeq and is a predicted model, not a curated record. NCBI's taxonomy places the organism in Eukaryota, Haptophyta, Isochrysidales, Noelaerhabdaceae.
AUGAAGGUGCUCCUUAUCACUUACGAGUUCACCCACGCUCCGUUCUCCGGCAACGGCAUGCUCUCCCGGUCGCUCGCCAAGUCGCUCCUCUCGCUCGGAGCCAGCCUUCGCGUCAUCUGCUGCCGACCGGCGCCCACCCUGGCGGGCCUCGCUGGAGACAACCACCUCGCCGAGCCAGAGGUGGCGAGGCCGGACAUCGAGCUCUGGACGAUCCAGCUGCAAGAGGCCGCCGGCUGGAAGCGGCUCGACGACGCCUCGGCCUACAAAGACUUCUGGGCCGGCGCGGGUGGCAUGGGCGCGGCCGUGGCCCGCUUCGCGCCCGAAGCCGUGGUCGCGGUCGACUGGACAGGCGCGGGCGCGUGGAGAGCGCUCCGAGAGAGCGGCGUCGCCGACUCGAAGCUGUGCUACCUCAACUUCCGCGUGUACGCGUCGGGCAUGGCGGAGAGCCGAGGCGGCUGGUUCGACCGGAUGGAGGCCGCCGCGCUGGAGCAGGCGCAGCUGGUGCUCGCCCUCUCUCCCGCCGACCAGAAGAGCCUCGCAGCGCUGCAGCGCCGCUCCUCCCCCCCCACUGCCACCCUGCCGCCCGUCCGCGUCCUGAUGCCGCCUCUGCGCGCCGACGUCGCGGCUCUCGCUCUCGCGAGCGGUAGCGGUGCGGCCGCCGCGGCGGCGAGUGCGGCGCUGCCCCCGGCGCUCGCAGCCGCGCUGGCACUGCCGGGCGCCAGGCGGCGCUUCGUCACGUGCGGCGUGCGCCUCUCGAGCGAGAAGGAGCCGAUGCGUUUCGUCGCCUUUGCCGAGUACGCAGAGGAGGCAAAGACGAGGCUGCGCGCCGCGUGCGAGGCUGCCGCCGCCCUCUCCGGCGACGCCGUCGUCCUCUCCGACUUCAUCGGCCCUCCUGCCCUCGCCGCCGUGUUUGCGGCCACCGCACUCAACUUUCACCCGUGCAGAUACGACGCCUAUGGCAUGAGCGUCGUCGAGGCGGCCGCGUUUGGCGCGCCAUCGGUCGUCAACGGAGGCGCAAAGGUUGGUGCUGCACAGCUCCUUCCGGCCGACGAGGGCGCGAGCUUCGAGGCCCGCUUUGACGGCGCGGCGGACGAGGCGGUCUCGGCGGAAGUGCUCGCGCUGCUCGGCGACCAGGCGCGCCUCGCUUCGGUCGGGAGCGCGGCACGCGAGCGGGCGCUGGGCUGGGACGAGUCGGCUUACGGAGCGGCGUUGCACGGCCACCUCGUGCAGCUCUCCGAGGGAGCGACCACCGACGCGGGCGACGGCCGGAC